Molecule: messenger RNA, 1144 nt
Organism: Aspergillus costaricaensis CBS 115574
Lineage: Eukaryota; Fungi; Ascomycota; Eurotiomycetes; Eurotiales; Aspergillaceae
Product: class I SAM-dependent methyltransferase
Exons: 6
Coding region: 1-1089 (362 amino acids)
Molecular function (GO): methyltransferase activity
Source: RefSeq, a predicted model, not a curated record
AUGACCUCUUCCCGCUGCGAGGAGCAUAGCCUUACCACUGAGAUCUCUUUGAGCACCGAAUUAGAUACCCCACACUCUCUUUAUUCUUCUGUCGACAUGUCAAACCGCAUGAGCGAUGGUGAGGACAACAUCGCGGAUGAUGACUCCGCGUACGGCGAAGACUCCUUGAUCGGCGAUGACACAAUCACCUUGUCCACUUACAUCACCGACUACCGAUAUGAGUAUGGCCGCCGUUAUCACUCGUAUCGUGAUGGAGCCUACUGGGGCCCCAACGAUGACAUUGCCAAUGAACAGCAAGAUCUAGCGCAUCAUAUGUAUUGUCUGACCCUCGACGGGAAGUUACACCUAGCCCCCAUUUCGAAUCCACAGGAAAUCCUUGAUGUGGGUACGGGAACCGGGAUAUGGGCAACAGACAUGGCAGAUGAAUAUCCCAGUGCCAAAGUUACCGGAGUAGACUUGUCUCCGAUUCAACCUGCGUUCGUCCCUCCGAACUGCAUAUUUGAGAUUGACGAUGUGACGCUCCCGUGGACCUAUGCGGAAAACCAAUUCGAUUUCAUUCACGUGCGGGAGUUGUUCGGCUGCAUACCUGAUUGGGACGAGUUCUUUCGGCAAUGCUGGCGUUGCCUCAAACCUGGAGGCUAUAUUGAGGUGGUAGAGCAUUCGGUCGAACCGGUCGCGGAUGAUGGGACAGUGCCCCCACAUCAUUUCUACCGACUCUGGGGACAAACCGUCAUUGGUGCGGGUGAGCAGUUUGGCAAGACCUUUAAGAUCUGGGAACAGAGCGCUGCACGCCUGGGUAAUGCAGGUUUCGUUGGCGUCGUGGAGAACAAGUUCCAGUGGCCAAUGAACGCAUGGAGCGCAGAUCCCAAAUUACAUGAACUUGGCCGCUGGAACCAGCUUCGACUGCACGGUGGGGUAGAGGGUUUUAUGCUUCGUCUUCUUACCUCCACGUUGGAAUGGUCAUACGAGCGAGCUCAGGUGUUCCUCGCUCAGAUGCGCGCGUCUCUUCGCGACUAUCAGACCCAUGCCUAUCUACCAGUGACCGUUGUCUACGCUCGGAAGCCAGAGAAUGGUGCCGUAUUCCGCUAGGCUGACGAUGACUGGACCACUGACCUAUGUAUUUGUAUACUUCGCUUUAUACCCC